AUGUCGGAGUCAAUCUUGUUCCGCAAUGAAGACCGCAGCGUCAUUCUCAUCGACGGUCCCAAGUCUAUUGAGGACGCUCAAUUCCUGAACCCUGCGGAAGCAUCUCAGCGUGGCAGGAGACGGAGGCUCGAUUCAUCAAACCCGCCUGAGCAGCCGUUCAAGACUCCGGAGCCCAAGCAAUCCCUUCCCCACCCAAGCGCGGCAGCAGCUUUGGCGGAGCUUUCCGCUGCGGCAGCGGUUGAGGAUGCUUUGCAAGUGCUGAACGACUUGUACUCGGGGCCGUGGUGCCUGCCCCGGAUCCAUGCUGUCAAGGAGACGGAUGUGAAGGGAGAUGAGCGAGACAAGAAGAGAAAAGCCGAGGAUGUCGAUGCCCCGGAGGAUGUUCUCAGCGACCCAGUGAUUGCUGAAGAGUCAGUCUACCUCCAAGGGACAAUCUCCUCGGAAAGGUCUCGCUUCCUAAAAGAGGCCCCCAUGUUCGACCUCAUAGUCAUGGACCCCAAUUGGCCGAAUCGCUCAGUGCGUCGCAAGAGAGGCAGCUACCAAACAGCCAAUGAUCUCGACGAGAUCCGUGAGACUCUGUCACUGAUACCCAUUAUGUCUCACCUAGCACCCGGGGGCCUUGUCGCCGUUUGGAUCACCAACAAAGCAAGCGUGCUGGAGCUACUGACAUCACCUAGAGGCCUCUUCGCGGAAUGGGGGCUGGAACUUGUAGGCGAGUGGACGUGGCUCAAGGUCACAACGGCUGGCGAGCCGAUGGUGGACGUAAACUCUACGUGGAGGAAGCCAUGGGAGCGGCUCCUGAUUGCGAGGAAGCGAGGGGCCGAGACGAGGCUGCCUUGUCGGAGCAGAGUAAUUGUUUCCGUGCCGGAUCUCCAUUCGCGCAAACCCAAUCUGCGACCUCUACUCGAGGAUGUCUUGCCUCCUGGAUACAGGGGCCUCGAGAUAUUUGCCAGAAACCUCACGGCAGGGUGGUGGAGCUGGGGAGACGAGGUCCUCAAGUUCCAGCAGCCAGAACACUGGGUAGAGCCGUAG
Diaporthe citri is the source of this 1032-nucleotide messenger RNA. RefSeq lists its product as uncharacterized. The record is from RefSeq and is a predicted model, not a curated record. Gene Ontology annotation, cellular component: RNA N6-methyladenosine methyltransferase complex; nucleus. The transcript has a single exon. NCBI's taxonomy places the organism in Eukaryota, Fungi, Ascomycota, Sordariomycetes, Diaporthales, Diaporthaceae. Gene Ontology annotation, molecular function: methyltransferase activity. Bases 1 to 1032 code for a protein of 343 amino acids.